This is a messenger RNA of Myotis daubentonii (Daubenton's bat), 1672 nucleotides long. It is a transcript of the gene PDIA2, whose product is annotated as protein disulfide isomerase family A member 2. Lineage: Eukaryota; Metazoa; Chordata; Mammalia; Chiroptera; Vespertilionidae. Gene Ontology annotation, cellular component: endoplasmic reticulum. The record is from RefSeq and is a predicted model, not a curated record. Gene Ontology annotation, molecular function: protein disulfide isomerase activity. Gene Ontology annotation, biological process: protein folding; response to endoplasmic reticulum stress.
GGCCCCGGCACUGCCAUGGACGGCCCGCUCCUGUCUGUGCUGCUGCUGCUGUUGCUCAGGGCCUGGAGCCUGGGGGGCCAGGGGCCGGAGCCGGGGGGUCCCUCGGAGGAGCCCGGGAAGGAGGAGGUUCCUGAGGAGGAUGGGAUCCUGGUGCUGAGCCACCGCACCCUGGGCCGGGCCCUGCAGGAGCACCCUGCCUUGCUGGUGGAGUUUUAUGCCCCGUGGUGUGGGCACUGCAAGGCGCUGGCCCCUGAGUACAUCAAGGCAGCUGCCCUGCUGGCAGCAGAGUCAGCCAAAACCAGGCUGGCCAAGGUGGAUGGGCCUUCAGAGCCAGAGCUGACCAAGGAGUUUGCUGUGACCGAGUACCCCACACUCAUGUUCUUCCGCGACGGGAACCGCACGAACCCGGAGGAGUAUACUGGCCCCCGGGAAGCCGAGGGCAUUGCUGAGUGGCUGCGGCGGCGGGUGGGGUCCAGCACCACACGCCUGGAGGAUGAAGAGGGCGCCCAAGCAUUGAUAGAUGCCCACGACGUAGUGGUCAUCGGCUUCUUCCAGGACCUGCAGGAUGAGGAUGUGGCCACCUUCCUGGCUCUGGCCCAGGAUGCUCUGGACAUGACCUUUGGCCUCACUGAUCGUCCGCAGCUUUUUCAGAAGUUUGGCCUCACCAAGGACACUGUGGUCCUUUUCAAGAAGUUUGACGAGGGGCGGGCAGACUUCCCAGUGGAUGAGGAGCUGGGCCUGGACCAGGGUGAUCUGUCCAGCUUCCUCCUCACGCACAGCAUGCACCUGGUCACGGAGUUCAACAGCCAGACGUCCCCCAAGAUCUUUGCGGCCAGGAUCCUCAACCAUUUGCUGCUGUUCAUCAACCAGACACUGGCCCCGCACCAGGAGCUGCUGGCAGGCUUUAGGGAGGCAGCUCCCCCAUUCCGGGGGCAGGUGCUGUUCGUGGUGGUGGAUGUGAGUGCCAACAACAACCACGUGCUACAGUACUUCGGGCUCAGGGCAGAGGAGGCCCCCACCCUGCGCUUCAUCAACAUGGAAACCACCAAGAAGUACAAGCCUGCAGACAGGGGGCCGGUCACUGCAGCCUGGGUCACCACCUUCUGCCACUCAGUCCUCAGCGGCAAGGUCAAGCCCUAUCUUCUGAGUCAAGAGGUCCCCCCUGACUGGGACCAGCAUCCUGUCAAGACUCUUGUGGGCAAGAAUUUCGAGCAGGUGGCUUUUGACGAAACCAAGAAUGUGUUCAUCAAGUUCUAUGCCCCGUGGUGUACCCACUGCAAGGAGAUGGCACCAACCUGGGAGGCACUGGCCGAAAAGUACAGGGACCACGAAGACAUCAUCAUUGCCGAGCUAGAUGCCACGGCCAAUGAACUGGAGGGCUUUGCUGUGCAGGGCUUUCCCACCCUCAAGUAUUUCCCAGCAGGGCAGGGUCGGAAGGUGAUUGAAUACAAAAGUGCCAGAGACCUGGAGACCUUCUCCAAGUUCCUGGACAACGGGGGCAAGUUACCCGAAGAGGAGCCCGCUGAGGAGCCCUCAGCUCCCUUCCCGGAUACAUUAGCCAACUCCACCGUGGAUCUCAAGGAGGAGCUGUAGCCACGCCAUCAGUGCAGGGGAGCCAUCUCCUCGGUGCCUGGGAAAUUGUGGGCAUCGAAUAAAGAGUUCUGGUCCUGGA